UCCCUCUCCAACCCUCACUCCCCACUCACAAAUACCACAUUCAAUCUCUCUUCAUCUUCAACUUCAAGCAAUUUCACCAUCACCCUUUUAACUCUUUUUUCUCAAGAGAAGUGAAAAUGAGCAGGCCAGGAGAUUGGAAUUGCAGAUCAUGCAACCAUCUCAACUUUCAAAGGAGGGACUCCUGCCAGCGGUGUGGGGAGCCUAGACCAUCUGAGAGAAGUGAUUAUGGAAGUUUCGGAGGAGGAAGAGGUAGCUCACCGUCGUUCGGGUCAUUCAGUACUGGCCCGGACGUCCGGCCAGGUGAUUGGUACUGCAACAUCAACAACUGCGGCGCCCACAACUUUGCCAGCCGCUCAAACUGCUUCAAGUGUGGUGCCUCCAAGGAUGAUUCUCCCGGCGGUGGGGGAUACGAGGGUGACAUGUCUAGAAUUAGAGGCUUCGGGUUUGGCAGCGGCAGCUCCAGCCGCUCCAACUGGAAAUCUGGUGACUGGAUUUGCACCAGGUCUGGUUGCAACGAGCACAAUUUUGCAAGCAGGAUGGAAUGUUACCGAUGCAAUGCACCGAGGGACUCAGGUGGCAAGUCUCCAUAUUCAUCCUAGAUUUUCCAUUUUGGAAGGUGCUGCUGUCCAAGGAGAGAAUCGACGACUAUGAUGCCACCAAGUUACUCAAUUUGGCCUGUUCUUUUUUUUUUUUUCACAUUUAUCUUCGAUCUACUGCUAGGGGGAGCUUUAGAAGAAGAAUCAUGGUUGAAGAGUUCAGUGAGCUUUCUUAUAUUUAAUUAGCAUAGGCACGUAGUUUUGGUGUAUCAAUCUAAUAUAUCAUGUGUCCUUUGUGUUUUGAGAGGGUUUCUUGCCUCAAUGCGCAUGUUACUUGGUGCAAGACGCUUUCCUUUAUUUAGCUAAUUAUUUUAAGAAUAUAUUUCAAAGAGAUUCUCUCUCUC
Corylus avellana is the source of this 940-nucleotide messenger RNA. RefSeq names its product RNA-binding protein csdA. Lineage: Eukaryota; Viridiplantae; Streptophyta; Magnoliopsida; Fagales; Betulaceae. Gene Ontology annotation, molecular function: mRNA binding. Gene Ontology annotation, cellular component: cytoplasm. The record is from RefSeq and is a predicted model, not a curated record.